This is a messenger RNA of Homo sapiens (human), 4415 nucleotides long. It is a transcript of the gene SLC25A4, whose product is annotated as solute carrier family 25 member 4. The coding region runs from base 108 to 1004 and encodes 298 amino acids. The record is from RefSeq and is marked reviewed. Gene Ontology annotation, biological process: mitochondrial ATP transmembrane transport; mitochondrial ADP transmembrane transport; regulation of mitochondrial membrane permeability. Gene Ontology annotation, cellular component: mitochondrion; membrane; mitochondrial permeability transition pore complex. The transcript is spliced from 4 exons. Gene Ontology annotation, molecular function: proton transmembrane transporter activity; oxidative phosphorylation uncoupler activity; ATP:ADP antiporter activity. NCBI's taxonomy places the organism in Eukaryota, Metazoa, Chordata, Mammalia, Primates, Hominidae.
GGCCCCCUAGCGUCGCGCAGGGUCGGGGACUGCGCGGCGGUGCCAGGCCGGGCGUGGGCGAGAGCACGAACGGGCUGCCUGCGGGCUGAGAGCGUCGAGCUGUCACCAUGGGUGAUCACGCUUGGAGCUUCCUAAAGGACUUCCUGGCCGGGGGCGUCGCCGCUGCCGUCUCCAAGACCGCGGUCGCCCCCAUCGAGAGGGUCAAACUGCUGCUGCAGGUCCAGCAUGCCAGCAAACAGAUCAGUGCUGAGAAGCAGUACAAAGGGAUCAUUGAUUGUGUGGUGAGAAUCCCUAAGGAGCAGGGCUUCCUCUCCUUCUGGAGGGGUAACCUGGCCAACGUGAUCCGUUACUUCCCCACCCAAGCUCUCAACUUCGCCUUCAAGGACAAGUACAAGCAGCUCUUCUUAGGGGGUGUGGAUCGGCAUAAGCAGUUCUGGCGCUACUUUGCUGGUAACCUGGCGUCCGGUGGGGCCGCUGGGGCCACCUCCCUUUGCUUUGUCUACCCGCUGGACUUUGCUAGGACCAGGUUGGCUGCUGAUGUGGGCAAGGGCGCCGCCCAGCGUGAGUUCCAUGGUCUGGGCGACUGUAUCAUCAAGAUCUUCAAGUCUGAUGGCCUGAGGGGGCUCUACCAGGGUUUCAACGUCUCUGUCCAAGGCAUCAUUAUCUAUAGAGCUGCCUACUUCGGAGUCUAUGAUACUGCCAAGGGGAUGCUGCCUGACCCCAAGAACGUGCACAUUUUUGUGAGCUGGAUGAUUGCCCAGAGUGUGACGGCAGUCGCAGGGCUGGUGUCCUACCCCUUUGACACUGUUCGUCGUAGAAUGAUGAUGCAGUCCGGCCGGAAAGGGGCCGAUAUUAUGUACACGGGGACAGUUGACUGCUGGAGGAAGAUUGCAAAAGACGAAGGAGCCAAGGCCUUCUUCAAAGGUGCCUGGUCCAAUGUGCUGAGAGGCAUGGGCGGUGCUUUUGUAUUGGUGUUGUAUGAUGAGAUCAAAAAAUAUGUCUAAUGUAAUUAAAACACAAGUUCACAGAUUUACAGUGAACUUGAUCUACAAGUUCACAGAUCCAUUGUGUGGUUUAAUAGACUAUUCCUAGGGGAAGUAAAAAGAUCUGGGAUAAAACCAGACUGAAAGGAAUACCUCAGAAGAGAUGCUUCAUUGAGUGUUCAUUAAACCACACAUGUAUUUUGUAUUUAUUUUACAUUUAAAUUCCCACAGCAAAUAGAAAAUAAUUUAUCAUACUUGUACAAUUAACUGAAGAAUUGAUAAUAACUGAAUGUGAAACAUCAAUAAAGACCACUUAAUGCACGCUUUCUAUUUUAUUGAACUCUUAUUAACUGUAAAAUGCAUUUUUAAAAGAUCAAAAAUGCAUAUUUUCUAGCAUGAUUCAUGUAUCAGUCAGCAGCCAAGCUUCUAAAUGCCAGAUAUUAUAUUGAGAAUGUAUUAUAUGAGAACGUACAAUGCUUAAAGUUCCGGUUUUCAAACUUAGGCAGGUCAUAUUCUAUCUAUCUUAUCCAGCAUUACUGUAGGCUAGAAAGUGAUAAUGGCUUUCAUAAUCCUGCCUUGUCUUAGGCACUUUCCUGCAGUCUUUAGAAAUUCUAAGAUUCUGCUAAAAGUUUUAAAUCACAAUCUGGAGAAUUUUCUAUGAUUAGGAAGUGCUCUGUUUUCAUCCCUUUAGAUAACUGUGACACCUAGAAUUUUAUGUUAAGUAGAGAGUAUUCAUUGAAAAUCAAGGCCAGGUGCAGUGGCUCACACCUGUCACCCCAGCACUUUGGGAGGCAGAGGUGGGCGUAUCACUUCAGGCCAGGAGUUUGAGACCAGCCUGGCCAACCGAGCGAAACCCCAUCUCUAAUAAAAAUACAAAAAAUUAGCUGGGUGUGGUGGCGCACACCUGUAAUCCCAACUACUCAGGAGGCUGAGGCAUCAGAAUCACUUGAACCCGAGAGGCAGAGGUUGCAGUGAGCUGAGAUGGCAUGCCACCACAUCCAUCCUAAGCGACAGGGCAAGACUCUGUCUCAAAAAAAAAAAAAAGAAAGAAAAUCAGUUGUCUUAGUUUAAGCUACUAUAACAAGGUACUGUAGACUGAUGGCUUAUAAGCAACAGAAACUUAUUUCUCAGUUCUGUAGUCUGGAGGUCCAAGAUCAAGGUGACACUGUGGUCAGGUUCUGAUGAGGGCCCUCUUCUGGGUUAUAAACUACGGACUUCUUGUAUCCUUACAUGGCAGAAAGAGCGACAGAGCUCUCUGUAGUCCCUUUUAUAAGCUCACUAAUCCCAUUCAUGAGGGCCCUACCCUCAUGACCCAAUUACCUCCCAAAUGCCCCUCCUCCAAACACCACCACUUUGGGGGUUAAGAUUUCAACAGAUGAAUUUUGAAGGGACACAAACAUUCAGUCCAUAGCAUCACUUAUCAAGCUAGUAUUUAAUACCUCUUAGGCCCCGUGGAAGGGAAAAUAGAUAGGAACCUGCCCUGAAAGAUGCUUCAGUUGGGGAGAAAAGGUGAAAUUCCAUUGUUAGACAAUUUGUUUAAGACAAUACAUCUUGCUUGAGAAGGAAUAGAAGGGAAAUGAAAUGGGGGGAGGGAGUGGUAGGAGAUGGAGGCUUUGAAAGAAAAUAACCAGAUUUAGAAACAUGGGUAUAGAAAGCAUCCUCCAGUACUUCUGUAACAAUUUAUCAAGACCUACAGGAAGUCAGUUUUGGAUUUGCUCCUCCGAGAUUUGCGAGCCAGAGGAAAAUACUUAGACUAUCAGGUUGGAAAGUUCACACUUGGACCAGGAAAAGACCAAGCAGUUGCUAUAGUCUCCUGGAUUGUGACUAAUCUGGAGGAAGCAAGUCCCUGUAUCCUUGGCAAAGCUUGAAAGGCAGGCAAAUGUCUUCUCUGUGUUUUCUGACAGGUGGUUGGGUGGUGGGGGUUGGUCUCUGUACCUCCUGUUCUUUACCUUGCUUACCAAGCCCUUCCACCGACUCACUCCUGCCUCCCCAGCUAAAAAUUGGCUGUGUUGCUUUUACCACAGUUACCAAGGUCUGAGUUUUAUAAAAUCCAGGAUCACAUCUGACCUCACCUGGUAGAUAUCUAGGCCAAUAAAGUCUAAAGGGCUAAAAAGAAGGUACCUCUCCAUCCUGUCUCCUCGAGGCCAGGCAGCACAUGUGCAGUUAAGAGGCCUCCUGGAUCCAUUGUCCUCCUGUUGCUUUUCGUUCUAAGUGAUCCAAACUCUAUUGCUGAUAGGGAAUAAAAGCAGGGCAGGCUAGUAGUGGGCAAGUGCUUUGAUGGAGCGUAUCUCCAAGCAGGGCCCAAGUUUAGGAGGAGGAAGACCUGAUACAAUGAAUGAACAGUGCGUCCUCCCAACCCAACCAAGAAGUGUAAUUGUGUUCCGUCUUUAACCCUGGCAUGGAAUGGGGAGGGAAGAGGCAUGGACAUUUAUUACAUAGUGCACAUUAUCUACAUUCUCUGCAUGUGACCCAGAUGUCAGCCCUUCCGCUUCCUGCGAAGGUUACCUCUAAUGCACGUUGCCCCAGGCCCUGCUGAGCUAGUUCCUCACCGCAGCUACUUAACUCACCAUGAAUUCCUAGAACCCUCAGCCUCUGAGAGUGCUGGGAUCUGGCGGGAGAACAGGCAGUACUUCCCUCACUAACCUACCCGCACGCCAUACCAUCAUUGUGCAAAGCUGCCUCAUGCUGGAAGGUCUGGUUUACGUAAAAGUGACAAGUUGGAAUUGAGCGUCCGACUCUCGGGUACCUGCCCCAGGCAUUUCUCAUCAGCCCCAUUUCCCACACAGCUCUCUCCUAGGCGCAGCCCUCCUUCACCACCACCACCCCCACCCCAAUCACCUUUAGGUAUUUUCUCCCCUAAAGCCUCACCUGUUGGCAUUUUACAUCUUUUUAAGACCUUAUUUUGUAUUUUAAAUGUAUGAGAAAAAUUAUGGAGGAUGAUGCAAGAUGAGUGAGUCCAUAAUGGUAAUAAUUGGACACUAAAAACAAUGAAAACUUGUCUCAAGUAUUUGUGUUGAAAUCUCAAUUAACUGGGCGACUGCUCCCGUUCCAUUUUAUUCUGUAAAAUAUGUGGCAUCCUUUGUGUUGAGGCGGCAUUUACUAAACACCCCCAAGGUGCAAGGCUGCAAGAGAAUCGAGCGCCGCAAGGCGAGCUUAUCUUCCACACCUGGUACAGUGCCCAGGACAGAGAAGGUGUUUAGCAAGUUUCUGCUGAAUGGAAGAGUGAGCGAGAAGGGAAAGUGCAUCUAAAAAGCACAGGGAACCUACAAAAUAUUUGGGAAAGGGUUUCAUCAGUUCGGGUGAAAUCUUGAACGUGCAAAGCACCAUGGGGGUGGCUGGACAGGCUUGUUGGAGUCGUAUAAUGCAAUGAAUAAAAACUUACGGCUGCCUUAAAUGCAAAUGUCAAGCCCUUAAAUAAAAUUUAACAAAGUC